Diabrotica virgifera virgifera (western corn rootworm) is the source of this 3424-nucleotide messenger RNA. Its product is annotated as putative sodium-dependent multivitamin transporter. Gene Ontology annotation, biological process: transmembrane transport; sodium ion transport. The record is from RefSeq and is a predicted model, not a curated record. Gene Ontology annotation, molecular function: symporter activity. NCBI's taxonomy places the organism in Eukaryota, Metazoa, Arthropoda, Insecta, Coleoptera, Chrysomelidae. The transcript has 10 exons. Gene Ontology annotation, cellular component: membrane. Bases 157 to 1905 code for a protein of 582 amino acids.
UGCAAUCAGAAAUCACAUUGAAACGUGCUCUUACGCGCGUGUUCCUAGUAAGUGAAUGAUAAUAAGAGUGAUGAUUGUCUAGAUAAAAAGUUUUAACUUAUUUUAACAAAAUUAGAUUUAUUUAUUCGGUUUGCAGUUCCUUAGAUAAUCUCAACGAUGGAUGCUCAACCAUUGUUCGGUAUAUGGGACUACGUAGUUAUAGCUAUAGUGCUACUUAUCUCAUCUUCGAUAGGAAUAUAUUAUAGAUUUACAGGAGGUAAACAAAAAACAGCAAAGGAAUAUUUGUUGGCAGACAAAAAUAUGUCUAUCACACCAGUAGCCUUCUCAUUAAUGGCCUCGUUUAUGUCGGCUAUUACGCUGCUGGGAGUAUCGAGUGAGAAUUAUUCCUAUGGAAUACAAUUUAUUGUUAUUAACUUUUCUUAUGGAGUUUUUACGUUUAUUGCAGCAUAUUAUUACCUACCAGUAUUUUUCAAAUUACAAGCCACCAGCGCUUAUGAGUACUUAGAAAGGAGAUUUGGCAAAACAGCAAGACUGGCAGCUUCUUUGUCAUAUACUCUACAAAUGACUUUAUAUAUGGGAGUAGUGUUAUACGCACCCGCCUUAGUGUUAGAAGCUCUUACGGGUAUAAGUAAGCUAGCAGCAAUUUUAUCUGUAGGCAUUGUUUGCACGUUUUACUCUACAAUAGGAGGAAUGAAGGCCGUUUUGGUCACAGAUGUAUUUCAAUCUUUGCUCAUGUUUGCUGCCAUAUUCUGCGUUAUUAUUAAUGGUUGGGUCGAAAAAGGAAGUUUAGGGGAAAUUUGGAGAAUAGCGGAGGAACACAAUAGAACAACUUUGGAUAACUUUAGCCCUGAUCCCACUGUAAGGCAUACAUGGUUUACUCUAAUCAUCGGUGGAGGUAUAACGUAUCUUUCUCUGUAUGGUGUCAACCAGACUCAAGUUCAGAGAUACUUAACAGUAAAAGACUUAAAAACUGCUCAAAAAGCAUUAUGGUGGAAUUGGCCGAUUUUAACUCUCCUUAGUUUAAGCACAUCAUUUUCGGGACUGGUAAUUUUUUCCCGAUAUUUUAAGUGUGAUCCAGUUCUGUCGAAACGUAUCAACUCUGCUGAUCAGUUGUUGCCAUAUUAUGUAGUUGAUACAAUGGGAGAUAUUCCUGGGCUCUCUGGAUUAUUUGUGGCUGGCAUAUUUAGUGCUUCUUUGUCUACAAUUUCGGCAUCAUUAAACAGUCUGGCAGCCAUUACAGUAGAGGAUUAUAUCAAACCGUUGCAUCUAGCAAUACGUAAGAAACCUCUUUCAGAAACAGUUUCCGCCGUACAGCUGAAGCUUCUGUCGUUAGUGUAUGGAGCAGUUUGCAUAGCAGUGGCAUUUUUAGCGCAAUUUUUAGGUGGUCUUCUUCAAGCUGCUUUGACCAUAUUCGGUGUAGUAGGCGGACCUCUUCUAGGAUUAUUUUCUUUGGGAAUGUUUACAACGAUGGCAAAUGAAGAAGGAUCCGUAUGUGGUCUAGUAAUUGGGGUCGGUAUGGCUUUGUGGAUGGCCCUUGGAGCAAAACCACCAGUUCCUCUUCGUAGAAGAGUUGACGGUUGUGAAAAUGCAAAUGUCACUUUACCUACAGCUUCCACUCAACCUGAAAAGACGUAUUUAUGGAUUCAUCGGGUAUCUUAUCUGUAUAACGGACUAUUUGGACUCCUGUUGACAGUGAUAAUAGGACUACUAGUAAGUUUCGCAGUUAACAAACUGUCAAAACGUCCCAGAAGGACGUACGACCCCAAUUUGUUUAUUCCUCCCUUAGCGAGGGCCCUUGAGAAAAAGUUUGGCAAUACCAUGAAAUUAACUACUAUUGAAGGAUUGACGUCAACGUCUACAGAAAAUUUGCAAAAUGGUCAUGCGAUUAAAACCGAAGUGAAUUGAAAAUUUAGUACUUAAGUAUUCUUCAAAGUAUUUAGAUAAAAAGAUCAAAGUAGGGAGAAUGUCUUUUUGUUAGUUUAACGUGUGUUUUAACCGAAACAAAAGUUUGAGACACCUUGUAGGGAGGAAAAGGCACAAAGGUGGGUAUACAUCGAUGUUAUGUUGUAGUCUCAUAUUUUGUGAACAUUUUGUUUUUUGAAAGUACCCGAUAUCUUUAGAAAAAAAGAAAAUAAGACGGUUAUACUCUUUAAUAUAUGUUAAUAGAAAGUAGGAAGAUCUCAGAUACAAAAUACACUAUUAAACAUAUAAUAUACACUAAUAGGGGAGUGAAAUUAGAACGAAAACAUGCAUUGUUUCGGAAAAAUUCAAACAAGCUUAUAUUUUUCUAAAACUUUUUUUGUUAGUUUAUAUACAUGUUAAAGUAAAAAGUUCUAUUCGCAAAUUUGGCCGCUAAUUGUUUAUUAAUUGUUUAAACAAUAACAAUUGUUUUGUAUAAAUAAUUUUAAAAAUAUCGAUAAAUUCAUUAUUUUACUUUGAUCAAAUAUGUUUAUAUUUUGUUUUUGAUUAUGCUGAAUCUGAAUAUGGCAUUGCAAUUUGAAAAUUCUUAUACAGAAGCUCUUAUACAGUGUGUCUGCGUAGCUAGAAACCACAUGGAAAACUUUUUUAUUAUAAAUUUUACGAAAAAAAGUUAUUUAAAAUGCUCUGGAUAGUCAAAAAUCUAAAACUCAACCAUCAGAUAUCAAAUUUUAUCAAUUUUAUACGAGUUAUGUCAAAAAUAUGAAUUUCGUUAAAGAGUAAAGUACCUUUAUAUUCCAGAAUAUCAAAAAAUGCUAUUAUGAAAAGUUGUUUGACAUUAGAAACUAGUCUAAAUAUACAAUUACAUCAUUCUAAUCGAAAAAAAAAUCAAUUUUUUCUCAAAUUACGGAUACUUAUCAUCAUUUUAUUACAAUUAUGAUAACUAUUUUAUUAUCACUUUUACGAAAAAAAGUUAUUCUUCAUAAAAUGCUCUCCCUGGUCUAAAAUCUAAGAUACAAUCAUCAGAUAUCAAUUUUUUUUAAUUUUAUACGAGGUAUAUAAAAAAUAUGAAUUUUUCUUAAGAGUUAAGUGCCUUUAUUAUUCAUAUUUUAAAUAAAAAGAUGAAAUUUAAUACUGAAACAUAUUUUUUAAUUACAAACAACUUUUCUUAAUAACAAUUUUCGAUAUUGGGAAAUGUAAAGGUACUUUACUCUUGAGUGAAAUUCAUAUUUUUUGACAUACCUCAUAUAACAUUAAUUAAAUUUGAUAUUUGAUGAUUGUAUCCUAGAUUAUAUACGAUGCAGAGUAUUUUAUAAAGAAUAACUUUUUUUCGUUAAACUGAUAAUAAAAAAGUUAUCGAUAGGUUCCAAGUUACGCAGACAUACUGUAUAAGACCUAAAAAAAUUUUUGGCUGAACAUUUAUUAUUGUUGAAGCUUAUUAUUAAACGUAUUUUAGGUAAGUUUUACAGAAAAAAGUUUUGAUCACUUUGUAUAAACAUUUUUUCGG